AUGCGCCAGCAGCGGGAACGGUGCAUUAAAGUUUGCGCUGGUAAGCCUUUAGUGGACAGCCCUAGUGACAACGUCGCGUCUCUCGCUAGCGCCUGCACCUACGUCCUAGCGACAGCCUGCUGCGGCACGCAGGUCUGCCCGGCUUCGAUUUGUCUCUUUGCAAUUCACUGUCCGCACCACGCACCUGGUCGAAUCUCUGCCUGCACCAUGCGAGGCUUGUCGCUACCCUCGGAGCCUUCAACGCACCUCCUCUCGCUGAUUGGUACACUGGCAGAAGCAGCCCAGAACACUAGCGCAAACAAUUUGCCACGACACUUUUGCAGCGGCGGCCGGCGACACACGGCUCGUCGCUCUCGCGGACGCCGCAUCCGCGGCGCCGGACGCAUCCUCGUCCGGUUGCCACCUUCCAUUCCUUAUUCUGUGCAGAACAAAUAG
Molecule: messenger RNA, 435 nt
Organism: Spirometra erinaceieuropaei
Lineage: Eukaryota; Metazoa; Platyhelminthes; Cestoda; Diphyllobothriidea; Diphyllobothriidae
Source: the annotation of a GenBank genome assembly